Drepanopeziza brunnea f. sp. 'multigermtubi' MB_m1 is the source of this 1644-nucleotide messenger RNA. RefSeq lists its product as uncharacterized. Gene Ontology annotation, biological process: transmembrane transport; carbohydrate transport. The record is from RefSeq and is a predicted model, not a curated record. Gene Ontology annotation, cellular component: plasma membrane. Lineage: Eukaryota; Fungi; Ascomycota; Leotiomycetes; Helotiales; Drepanopezizaceae. Gene Ontology annotation, molecular function: carbohydrate:proton symporter activity.
AUGGGUGUCUUCGGCAAGACCACACACGUCGAGCGCGAAUCGUCCAUCAACCAGGAGAAAGAUGGGCCGUCGUCGGCGGGCAUUCAUCAUGCCGAGACCUCGGCGGCCCACACGCCGGUGAACGGCUCGGGCAAAGGCGCUGUCGCGCACGGGAAAGCGGGCGACGCCGCGGAAGAGCUGCCGCUGACCUCGCUGGCCGUUCUGCUGGGUGGCAUCGCGUCGAUCGGAGGAUUCAUGUUUGGGUACGAGUCGGGUCAGAUAUCCGGCUUCCUCGCCAUGAGCGAUUUCCUGGAUCGAUUCGGAGAGAACGGCGAGUUCUCGGCGGUCCGCCAGGGAACCAUUGUCGGCCUGCUCUGCAUCGGGACCCUGAUCGGAUGCCUGGUCAGUGGGUGGCUCGCGGACAAGAUCGGACGUCGAUACACCAUCUCCUCUUCCGCCUUCUUCUACAUCAUCGGCGUCGUCAUUGAGAUUACCAGCGACCGACAGUGGGUUCAGUUCGCCAUGGGACGAUUCACGGCGGGCUUGGGUAUCGGGGCCCUGUCCACCAGUGUCCCGAUGUACCAGACGGAAAGUGUGCCGAAGAACAUCCGAGGCGCCACCGUCAGCUCCUACCAGUUGCUGAUUACCCUGGGUAUCUGGACCGCCUACAUGGUUAACUACGGCACCGAAGGUGCAUUCGACAACUCCGCUCAGUGGAGAAUUCCCAAUGGUCUCUCGGCCUUGUGGGCCGUCAUCCUGGGUGUCGCCAUCCUCGCCCUGCCCGAAUCCCCUCGCUUCGCCUACCGUGCGGGCCGCGUCGAGGAGGCACGCAAGACCAUGGGCCGCCUCAGUGGCAUCGGCCCCUACCAUCCUCUCAUCGACCAGGAGAUUGCCGAGAUCGAAGAGAAGCUGGCUGCCGAGCGGGCGGGCGGGGACCACGCGCUCUCGGAGAUCUUCACCGGACCGCGCAUGCUGUACCGCACCCUCCUCGGCAUGACCCUGCAGGCAGGCCAGCAGCUCACCGGCGCCAACUUCUUCUUCUACUACGGCACAACUAUCUUCAAGUCCACGGGAAUCUCCAACUCGUACGUCACGUCCAUCAUCCUCGGCUCCGUCAACGUCGCGGCUACCGUCGGCGGUCUCUGGAUCGUCAAGAACUGUGGCCGCCGCAAGUCCCUGAUGGGCGGGGCGGCCGCCAUGUUUGUCUGCUUCAUGAUCUACGCCUUCGUCGGCCACUUCGGCCUCGACGCGGAGAACCCCAUGUCCACCGCGACCGAAGGCAAGGUCCUCAUCGUCUUCACCUGCCUCUUCAUCGUCGCGUUCGCCACGACCUGGGGUCCCCUCGUCUGGGCCAUCGUCGGCGAGCUCUAUCCAGCCCGCUACCGCGCGCCGUGCAUGGCGCUGGCCACGGCAUCCAACUGGCUCUUCAACUUCCUGAUCUCGUUCUUCACCACGUUCAUCACCCGCGAGAUCGAUUACUUCUACGGCCUCGUGUUUGGCGUCUGCUGCUUUGUGCUGUUCUGGAUCGUCUAUUUCUUCAUGAUGGAGACGAAGGAUCGGUCUCUGGAGGAGAUUGACACGAUGUACGUGCUCCGCGUGAAUCCCCGCACUUCGGCAUCCUGGGACGCCAAGUCAGCGGGCCACGACAGACGGCCGGGGAUGUGA